GGAGGAGAAACCCUUUUUGCCACGCAUUCAUACCACUCCCCCAAAUUCUCUCCAAUAAAAACCCACCAAAAUCGCCUCUAGGGUUUUUACUUCACUCUCUCUCUCUCUCUCUCUCUACUCCGUUACUCUGUCCUUGACCCAAGAUGUCAUCCGCCUUCGCGCCGCCUGUGGAUGAAAUCUCUUCCCUAUCCCUAACCCCCGCCACCACGACCGUCGAGGAAUCCGAAUUCUCUCAGCGCGUCCUGAUCCGGUCCAUCAUCACCCGGCCCGACGGCGGCGCCGGUCUGGCCGGCCAGACGGUCCGCGUCGGCGGCUGGGUCAAGACCGGCCGCAAGCAGGGCAAUGGCACCUUCGCCUUCCUCGAGCUCAACGACGGCUCGUGCCCCGCCAAUCUCCAGGUAAUUGUCGAUGAGGCCGUGGGACAGCUGAGCCAGCUGGUGGCGACUGGCACGGGCGUGCACCUGGAGGGAGAGUUGAAGGUGCCGCCAGUAGAGGCGAAGCAGAGGGUCGAGCUUAGGGUUCAGAAGAUUCUUGAUUUGGGGACUGUGGAUCCGGCUAAGUACCCGUUGCCUAAGACUAAGCUUACCCUUGAGCUUCUGAGGGAUUAUGUUCAUCUUCGACCUAGAACCAAUACGAUUUCUGCAAUCGCUCGCAUCCGCAAUGCUUUGGCUUAUGCAACCCAUACAUUCUUCCAGAAGCACGGGUUUCUUUACGUUCACACUCCUAUAAUCACCACCAGUGAUUGUGAAGGUGCAGGAGAAAUGUUCCAAGUCACAACCUUGAUUAACGAUGCUGAAAAGUUGGAGAAGGAGUUGAUUAAGAAUCCUCCUCCAUCUGAAGCUGAUGUGGAAGCGGCUAAGCUACUUGUCACGGAGAAAGGAGAGGCUGUUUCUCAACUAAAAUCCGCCAAAGCCAAUAAGGAAACAAUAACUGCCGCCAUCGCAGAACUAACAAAAGCUAAAGAGAGUCUCUCAAAGCUGGAAGAGAGAUUUAAGCUGAAACCUGGUAUACCUUACAAGGAUGGGAAGAUAGAUUACUCCCAAGAUUUCUUUGCCCGACAAGCAUUUUUGACUGUUUCUGGACAGCUUCAAGUUGAAACUUUUGCCUGUGCCCUCAGUAGUGUCUAUACAUUUGGUCCAACUUUUCGAGCAGAACACUCACACACCUCAAGGCAUCUGGCAGAGUUCUGGAUGGUGGAGCCUGAAAUAGCAUUUGCAGAUAUUCAGGAUGACAUGAACUGUGCAGAGGGGUAUGUUAGAUUCUUGUGUCAAUGGUUACUUGACAAUUGCCUUGAUGAUAUGGAAUUUAUGGUUAAGAACUACGACAAAAGUGCAAUUGAUCGUCUAAGAAUGGUUUCUUCUACCAAAUUUGUCCGUAUUUCUUACACGGAAGCAGUUGCAAUUCUUGAGGAAGCAUCGAAAGAGAGGCAGUUUGAGAAUAAAGUAGAAUGGGGGAUUGAUUUAGCAUCUGAACAUGAAAGAUACUUGACUGAAGUGAAAUUUAAAUCCCCUGUUAUCGUUUAUAAUUAUCCGAAAGGGAUUAAAGCAUUCUAUAUGAAGGUCAACCCUGACAACAAAACAGUUGCUGCUAUGGAUGUGCUUGUACCGAAGGUUGGAGAACUAGUUGGAGGAAGCCAAAGAGAAGAGCGUUACGAGGUCAUCAAGGAUAGGAUAUUGGAGAUGGGGCUUCCUCUUGAGCCGUAUGAGUGGUACCUUGACCUUCGUCGCUUUGGCACUGUCAAACAUAGCGGUUUUGGUUUAGGCUUUGAAAGGAUGAUUCUCUUUGCCACUGGGCUUGAAAACAUCAGAGAUGUAAUUCCCUUCCCAAGAUACCCUGGAAGAGCAGAUCUGUGAUUUAUUACAAGGUUAUACGGAUGCAAGGAUUUUGCUUUAGCAAUAGCUUUUGAACUAUAUCGAUUACUGUUAUUAAGUAUUCCCAUGUUAAUCAGAACCGAAUAUAGAAACUAUGAUAAUGCAUUGCUGUUUGUGAAUUGCCCCUUGCAGUUUAGGGGUCGUAUUGGGGUGCAUAAUUGCUGUGGAUUCUUUUGCCUAUGAAUUGGUAUUCGUUGUUUGAUUUUCCAGUA
This is a messenger RNA of Rhododendron vialii, 2083 nucleotides long. Its product is annotated as asparagine--tRNA ligase, cytoplasmic 1. Gene Ontology annotation, cellular component: mitochondrion. Lineage: Eukaryota; Viridiplantae; Streptophyta; Magnoliopsida; Ericales; Ericaceae. Gene Ontology annotation, molecular function: asparagine-tRNA ligase activity; nucleic acid binding; ATP binding. The coding region runs from base 144 to 1853 and encodes 569 amino acids. The record is from RefSeq and is a predicted model, not a curated record. Gene Ontology annotation, biological process: asparaginyl-tRNA aminoacylation. The transcript has 7 exons.